AUGUUGGUUUUGCAAAAACUAAAGUUCAGGGAGGAGCUCCUCGUUGUACUGAUGAAUGAAGCUGAAAUUUGGGUCCAAAUUCAUCAGCUCCCAUUUGAAUUCAUGUGUGAAAAUGUCAGCAUACUCAUAGGAAAUCACAUCGGCAAAUUUAUCGCGUACGAUGAACAAGAUAACUUUGGCACAUGGAGAAAAUACAUGCGAAUCCGAGUAGCUAUCAACAUCCAAGAACCGCUCAAAAAGAGUUGGUCCUUUGAUCGUCUAGAAGGUGAACAUGUUCAUGUAUUCUUCAAAUACGAAAAGCUUGGAAUUUUUUGCUUUCUUUGUGGCACCAUUGGUCACACAAAUAAUUUAUGCCAUAAGAAAGUCAGUGCUAGCAGCUGUGAAGACAUGAGAGGCUGGGGAAAUUUUGUGCAUGCUGAAGUUGAAGGUUAUGGCGGAAAUAAAAACACGAACAGGUGGUUGAGAGGUGGCCGGAACCAAGAAGGUGGUGGUCGUGGCACCGGAGGCAGUAGGAGUAAUGACUAUGCUGAUGAAAUUAAUGGUAGUAACGUAACUGAUGGACAAACUUUUAAAGCUAAAGGUUUGAAUUUUGAAAAUGUGAAAGAGGUUAUUGAAGAGCAUUUAGUACUAAACGUUUGCUUUUUUUCUUUCAAAUUUGAUGAGAUGAAGGAGAGUCAAUGCAAAGGUACCAAGAGUUGGAUCCCUUUUAGUCAAACACUUACUAUAAUUGGAAAAAGUAACGAUGUUGCUAUCCAACAAAGAGAAAAUGGUAAUGGAAACAACAGUUCGGUCAACACUAAUUUUGAAUUGGUUACACCUGUCGACUCUGAGCUUGCUUCCUUAUUGACAAAGCAAGUAGUUUUCAGCGAGAGGGGCCCAGCGAGUCAAUUCAAUGUUGCAAUGGACCUGGCAAAACAUGCUAUAGCGCAACUUUCCUUUAAUGCUGCAGAAAAACCGACGUAA
Messenger RNA from Lathyrus sativus (Indian pea), 963 nucleotides. NCBI's taxonomy places the organism in Eukaryota, Viridiplantae, Streptophyta, Magnoliopsida, Fabales, Fabaceae. The record is from the annotation of a GenBank genome assembly.